Messenger RNA from Microsporum canis CBS 113480, 1167 nucleotides. Its product is annotated as hydroxymethylglutaryl-CoA synthase. Gene Ontology annotation, molecular function: hydroxymethylglutaryl-CoA synthase activity. The transcript has 5 exons. Gene Ontology annotation, biological process: acetyl-CoA metabolic process; ergosterol biosynthetic process. The record is from RefSeq and is a predicted model, not a curated record. Bases 1 to 1167 code for a protein of 388 amino acids. NCBI's taxonomy places the organism in Eukaryota, Fungi, Ascomycota, Eurotiomycetes, Onygenales, Arthrodermataceae.
AUGGCUCAAGACGUUGGAAUUAAAGCCAUUGAGAUAUACUUCCCUAGUUGUUAUGUGGCACAAUCCGAGCUCGAGACCUUCUUGGGAGCAAGCGCUGGAAAAUAUACUAUCGGGCUAGGCCAGACGAAUAUGAGUUUCUGCGAUGAUCGUGAAGAUGUUUACUCGCAUGCACUCACGACCGUCUCGUCCUUGUUAGAUAAAUACUCAAUCGACCCUAGCUCCAUCGGACGCCUCGAGGUAGGAACAGAGUCUUUACUAGACAAAUCAAAGUCAUGUAAAUCCGCCCUCAUGCAGCUUUUCGGUAAGAACUCCGACAUCGAGGGAGCAGACACUUGCAAUGCUUGCUAUGGUGGAACAAACGCCCUCUUCAACGCUAUUAACUGGGUGGAGUUAUCUGCAUGGGAUGGCAGGGACGCCAUCGUUGUAGCAGGAGAUAUUGCGUUGUAUGACAAACCUGCCGCACGCCGGCGGCGCAGGCUGUGUUGCGAUGGAGAUUUCAAAUCGGAAUAUCCAAUCGUAGACGGGCAGUUCUCCAACAAAUGCUACCUCAAGGCUCUGGAUAAGUGCUACAAGCACUACCAGGCGAAAAAAGCCGCAGGGUCCAAGGCCGUCCGCAAUGGUACCGUGGGAGGAACCCCACUGGACUCGUUCGAUUAUUUCGCCUUCCAUGCUCCCAACUGUAAGUUGGUGGCCAAGUCGUAUGCACGGCUGCUGUACAAUGACUACUUCGCAGAUCCACUGAACCCUUUAUUUGAGGGAAUCCCCGCUGAGAUCAAAGAGAUUGGCUAUGAGGAUUCUCUGGGUGAUAAAAGAGUGGAACGGGUACAACCUGGUCUGACGGCACCGAUUAUGUGCGGAAAUUCGUAUACCGCUUCCGUGUAUUUUGGUCUGACUGGUCUGCUAAGCAAUGUGAAGAAUACGGAAUUGCUCGGACGGCGCAUUGGAUUCUUCAGUUAUGGUAGUGGGUUGGCCAGCAGCAUGUUCAGCCUCCGGGUCGGAGGGGGUACGGGUGGAAUGGUGAAAAAACUGGACUUGAUUCAGCGACUAGAAGGUCGACAGGCCAAGUCUCCUGAGUUUUACGACGAGAUGUGCCGGCUUCGCGAAAAGGCGUACCAACAGCAAAAUUAUACGCCACAGGGCAGCGUCGAAACUCUUGCAGGCACAUAA